AUGGCAGAGGUGGGAUGGAGAAAGGCACCUACCAUCGCUGCUCAUGAGACCGGUAUGCUUUCUGGGAAGCCCCCGGUUCCCUUUGGCGUGGGGCGAGAGUGCCCCGGGCCGGGACAGUACCAUCUGCCUCCUACUGUCGGAUUUGUCAACCACGACUACACCAAGUUAACCAGCCCAGCUUAUUCCUUUCACAGGAGACUCAACAAUGGCAUGUACUUUAAAGACUCAAGCCCAGGUCCCUGCUAUUACGUGGACCCGCAACUCACUCGCUGUGGCAGGAGCGGAGGCCCAUCCUAUUCCAUGCUGGCGAGAUCAAAGACCCUGGCGCAGCCACGGACCCCUGGGCCAGGCAGGUACAGUCCAGAGAAAGCCCCACCUGUCACCCAGCGCAGGCCGCCGUCUUUCACCAUGGGAUCUCGUACCAAGUACCGGCGGGUGGAUCCCGUCCCUGCCCCGAACAGCUACGCUCUCCCCUCACUGCUGGGCUCCAGGGUCCCCAGCAAACCGUCCAGCCCUAGUGUCACCAUCUCAGGGCGGAACAAACAUGGUGGCUUUUCUGAGGACUUGUCCCAAACGCCCGGCCCCGGCCAUUACAACAGGACAGAUCCCAACACCUACUUGCACCGGGCACCUGCCUUCUCCAUUCGGGGGCGACGCAGUGCGCCCGGGGCCGCCUUCCGGACACCGGGGCCUGGAACGCACAGCCCCGAAAAGGUGACCGCCCACAGGACAAGAGCCCCAGCCUACUCCCUGGGUGUCCGGCACUCCGAAUUUGUCACUCCUCUCAUUGUGGAUGUUUCCCAGUGGGGCAGCAAUUCCCUGGUGUCAGGUCACUGGCCUUGA
Emys orbicularis (European pond turtle) is the source of this 843-nucleotide messenger RNA. It is a transcript of the gene CIMAP1D, whose product is annotated as CIMAP1 family member D. The record is from RefSeq and is a predicted model, not a curated record. Lineage: Eukaryota; Metazoa; Chordata; Testudines; Emydidae. The coding region runs from base 1 to 843 and encodes 280 amino acids. Gene Ontology annotation, cellular component: cytoskeleton. The transcript is spliced from 4 exons.